Molecule: messenger RNA, 3838 nt
Organism: Boleophthalmus pectinirostris (great blue-spotted mudskipper)
Lineage: Eukaryota; Metazoa; Chordata; Actinopteri; Gobiiformes; Gobiidae
Exons: 3
Coding region: 1-2460 (819 amino acids)
Source: RefSeq, a predicted model, not a curated record
AUGGAGACAAAGCCCACAGCCUAUCACUCACUUGACGAGUGGGUCAGCGAGUCCCAGAUAUCGGGUGCAGCAACAAUUUACUACCCCUCUGCUGAGGACAAAAAGGCUCCCACAGCACAGCCCAGAGAAGAAGAUAUCGACAAAGAAGAAUCCCCAGAAAUCAAAAUGGAUGACAUGUUCAAAACAACAGGAGCGAACAGUCGGUGUGUAACUGCAGAGAUGAAAAAUAUGAGACAAUGUGAAGCAACUGAGAAACACGCCAUUGCAUGUGAAGAGGAGUUCCCCCCUCCCCCUCCCGAUUUUAGUGAUCUCCCAAAAGAACAAUCCAGCAGUGACCAAGACGUUCCCAUUGAAGUGAUUGCAGCUGAGUGGUUGAAUUGUAUAAAUUUUCCGAAUAUUAGUCAGAAAUGCUACAGUGAGGUUAAAUCUGAAGAUGCAAGACUCUUCCAAGAUGGAGUUAUACAAAGUAAGUUGAGAAAUUUGACAGUUGCAGACAGUACAGAAAAUGAUAGAGAACAUCUGGUGCCUUCUCCACGUUUUGCUGAUGGAAGCGAAGAGGAAGUUAACCCUAGCACAUUGUUGAAUUUAAAUAACAAGUGUGAAGCUUUUGAAUCUACAGGUGUCUCUUUACCUGUAAUUGUAGGUGAUUAUGUCGAACAGCAGGUGGAGCUAUCUCCCCAGUGUGUAUUGCCCCCUGUGAGUGACAUCCAGUUAAGACAAGAAUGCUUUGGUGAUUAUAAUGUGGAAGUUGGUGAAUGUGAGGAGGCAGCUGAGGCCAAAUUCAUACCAGAUGGAUGCACUAAGACAGCCAGUAAAUCCUCCCCUGAUUAUCACAGAUAUCUUGUACAUUCUCAACAUUUUGCUCGUGAAAACAACUGUGAUGAAGAAGAUUACCUCAAUACUUUGCAUAAUUCAAACUGCAAGACUGAUGUGUCAAAAUCCACUACCUCGACUUCACCUGUAGUUGAUGUGUGUGAACAACAGGAGGCUCUGUCGCUACAAUGUGAACUGCCCCCCUUGGGUGUAAACCAGGAAGCCACACAACAGGUGCUCAGCCAGGCCUCUCCACCUUUGUCAGCAGUUUCCAUGGAGCCAGCCAAUCACGCUGCUCAGAGUGAAGGUAGUGCGGUAGUUAUCGGAGAGAGCAGGGUGGGGCAUGGCAUAGAAGAAAGAGAAAGCCGGCAGAUAAGAGAAGAGAACAGGCCAUUUAAAGUGAGUGAGACUGAGGCACAAAUCAGAAGAGUUUUGAAGUCGAACCAGGAGCUUAAAGGUGACGAGAGCAGUCUUUUUUUUUUCCAGCACAGCAUAAUGGAGAGCGACUCGUGUGAUGAGAGUGACAGUGGAGUUUCAGCAGACUUUUCUCCCGGGAGCACUUUGGAGAGUGGUGGUGGUGGUUCAGCUCAUGUGCACAAAGAGACCCCCAUCGAGAGGGAGAUACGCAGGGCUAUAGAGCGAGAACACAGCCUGAGAAGAUCCAGAGGGCUGCCCCACCUGCCCACUGCCCCGGAAUACGUGGAGAUACCUUUAAAAAAACCUGUUUAUAACUCAUCACUUCUUUCUACCAAGUCGGAAAGAGGCCAAGGCAAAGAUAAGCUGUUUGCUGGUAAAAAGAUGCAGCAAGAAAUUCAUGAAGAGGCCCGAAGGGAGCAGGAUUUGGUCAAGCUCGGAAAAAUCCCAGGAUUUUAUGACAAAGGCACUGUCCGACAGCUCAAAGAAAAAAAACUGAUUUUUGAGGCCUUUCAAAAUCCAAAAGAUUCCGUUAAAAAUAAAGCAGUGUCAAAUUCAAAUGACAGUUCUACUUUAGAGAACAGCUCAUUGUGUAACAAAGUAACAAAAAAUGGAUCUGAUCCUAGAAAUGACAGGAAUUUAAAUACUCCAAAGGUUUACCCAGAAUCAAAGAACCGCCAGAUUAUUAUCAUAGAAAGCAACUCAAAUUUCCCUUCAAAACGAGCACAAACGAACACAAACAAAGACGCAAUUAAAGUGGUUGAUUCGAGUAAAGAGAAAGCAAGAAAAGUUCAAGAUGUAACAGCUCUGGAUUUACCACCAAAGGAGAACCCUUUUUUCAAGUUGCGUUCCUCUACAUCUGUUGUGAAAGUGGAGCAGGACAUCCGGGAGGCUCAGGAGAGAGAGAGGGAGAUUCUUAAGCAGCGGAUCAAUCUUUAUGGGACCCAGCCAGUAGGGGAAAAAGAGGAGAGACCAGCUGCUAUAGAAGAACACAGUAGCACAUUGUCUUCACUGAAAGCUUUGCCUGUUCAAGACUUACCUGACCUCAGCCAAAACGGGGUUACAACCACCACUGCAGCUCGUAAUUCUUCUGGAAAACUUAGCAUGUGGCCUCCUGCUCCGACUGAGAACAGUCACCAAACAAAGGUUCACCACUGUCCACGGACCCCCAGACAGAAGACUCCACUGGUACAACGCUGGGAAUCAGGCUUAUUUGAUGCACAGGAUGACUGAAAGUGACUGUAAAUGAUGAAAACGAAGAAUAAAAUAUUGUAUUAUACAACAAGGACAAGUGAAGGAGGCAGUAAGAGAAAGGGCUGAAAGUCCAAGCUGGAAACGGGGUCAGGUGGAUUGGGAGCACAGGGAGGAUCGCCGAUGAACUGAAAACCCUGAAAUGUCCUUUAGUUGAGGAAGAGCAGAAAAAGGAAGAGGCGGUGUAGAUAUGAAUGUGUAAGGACUUGGCCUGCUUCUGUGCUGAAACACUAAUGUAGUUUUGUAGGGCUGCAGAAAAGAAAUGAAAUAAUCAGAAAAAAAUUAGAAAACACAUAAUAUACACCUUGUCGUUGUUCUAUCUCCUCAUCUUGAUUCAUUGCUUAUUUAUGCUUAAAACUACUCCAUUUAUAGGACUCAAUUGGCUGGUCUUUUUUCAGUCAAUCAAGCCAAAUAACAACCAUAUUCAAACUAAUGGAAGCUGAAACCAAUGUGUCAUCAUCUUAAAAGCACUCACAGUAUUAUUACAUAUCAAAAUCUUUUUCAGCAACCUUUUUCAAAAUUAUGGUGUUAGCAUCAAGCCUCUCCAAAUAACUUACAAUGUAAUUUGUAAUGAUUUAUAUUUUAUUCUUUAUUAAAUUGUCUAUUGAAAAUUAUAUAUAUAGAACUAUUCUAUUCUGUGUGGUCAGUGCAAUAAAUGAAUUGCACUGAACUCCAUUUUAGAAAUACUUGUACUUUUGUUUUUGCAGGUUUAUGAAAAUGUUAUGAGGCUAGUUUUAAGGUCAUUUAAAGGUCAUUUAUUAUACAGAAAUUACUCUUGUAAGCUUAGAAUGUUGCUACCUCAUCAAAAACAAAUCUGAAGUUGUGUUUUGUUUUAUUCACACUUGUUUGAGUAACUCCUAACAAUUAGUUUGCCUAUAUCUCCAAAGCUCAAAAUGCUCUAUUCAACCUUGUGAUAUCAUGUAGUGGUAGUUUUAAAGUUACCAGCUGCAUUUUACCUUUAGUUUAGUAGAGAUUGGCACUUCCAGGGCUGGAAUUAUCCAAAAGAUUCUGAUGAAGGUGUAUAUUACCACAUAACAUCACAAGUUAGAACAAAGUGUAUUUUUGUCUGAGAGAAGAAACAGCCUAAAUAUGCAGGAUUUGUGUGUUAAACAUGUGUGAAUGAAACAAAAUACACCUUCGAGUAUGUUUUUGAUGAGGAAAAAACAUUAUAACAGAUCAGAAAAUAGCAUAAUAUGGGUCCUUUGACACAAAUGUCCAGCAAAACCACAGAUCUUAUAUUGUUCCACGUGAGAUGUUCCUAAUGAACUGUCGCCUCCUUUAUUUAAAAUGGGGCACUGAUAGUUGCACACUUAUUCUGUAAAUCACUUUUGUUUCUUUUAAAUAGAUAUAUGUUCAAGAA